This is a messenger RNA of Photinus pyralis (common eastern firefly), 2332 nucleotides long. RefSeq names its product cytochrome P450 6k1-like. The transcript has 4 exons. NCBI's taxonomy places the organism in Eukaryota, Metazoa, Arthropoda, Insecta, Coleoptera, Lampyridae. The coding region runs from base 269 to 1738 and encodes 489 amino acids. The record is from RefSeq and is a predicted model, not a curated record. Gene Ontology annotation, molecular function: heme binding; monooxygenase activity; iron ion binding.
CCGUCGUUUUAUGGAACUAUACAACCGUGGUGAUAACAAUUGAACUCUGUUUGAAUUUGGGUUUAUCGUAAAUGUUAAAUACAACGGUACAACAUAGUAACGUGUUAAAGCCUCAUUUAAGUAAUACAUGCGCAAAUUAAGUUAAGAAAUAGUGAAAAUUAGGAAGAAACACAUUCGUAAGUUUUGAAGAAAAACACUACCAUAAAUUGAUUCAGUGAAAGUGGUAGUUCAGCAAGUAGAGACAACCUUCGCAGUAUUCAAAAAUAUUAUGGCCAUCAUUUUGGCAACUUUGGCGGCGGUAUUUGCGGGUAUUGUAAUACCCCUGUACUUGUAUUGCAAGCAUAAAUUUAACUACUGGAAAUCAAGGGGAGUACCAAAUAAAAAGCCAACAUUUCUUUUUGGCAAUGCCCUGAGUGUCGCCUUUUCGCCCGAUCCAAUUAGUCUGUACAUAUCUAAACUGUGCGGUAAAUUUGGCAGCAGUCCCUACUUUGGCUUUUACAGCUUUACGCGGCCUUACCUGAUUCUAAAAGAUCCUGAUAUUAUAAAGCAUAUUUUGGUGAAAGAUUUUGAUGCAUUUCCUAACCGCCUCGAAGACGCGCCUUGGGAGCCAAUUCUAAGCAACACUUUAUUUGCGAUAAGAACGCCUAAUUGGAAGGAACUGCGCGCGCAGAUGUCACCGGUAUUUUCCAGCGCUAAGAUGAGGUCAAUGAUGAGUCUAAUCAUGGAGUGUGGUAAAAACAUGGAGCAGUACAUAACGAUGAAGGUUGGAGAGAAUGUGGAAGUGAAGGAGGUCUGUAGUAAAUUUAUGACUGAUGUAAUUUCCUCGUGCGCUUUUGGAAUCAAUACGAACUCGUUUAAACAUGAAAAGAAUGAGCUAAAAAAGCACGCAGAGAUGAUAUUACCCAACACGAUUAUUGGUUGUUUGAAAAUGGCAGCUUAUUUUUUUGCUCCUACAGCAGUUAGAUUGUUAAAGUUCCCUUUAUUCAAUAAGGAAUCGGUUAAAUUCUUUAAAUGUAUAUAUGCAACUGUCAUCAAGCAACGCGCACAAAACAACGCGGGAAGAAAAGAUUUAGUCGAUAUUCUGAGUAAAAAUCCAUACUUCUGUCACGAGUCAAAUGAUAUGUUAAUAGCAAAUCCCCUCGUCUUUUUUAUAGCAGGUUUGGAACCUACAAGUAUUGCAAUCGCUCUUACUCUACAUGAGUUAGGAGUAAACCCCAAUAUUCAAAGAAAACUGAGAGCAGAAAUUGCUAGCGUAACUGGAAGAUGCGAUGGUUUAACAUUCGAGGCAGUUAACGAGAUGAAGUAUCUGCACAUGGUUAUUUCUGAAACCUUGCGUAAAUAUCCCAUGACGGUAAUGAUACCUCGCCAGGCUGUUGAAGAUUACAAAAUUAAAAAAACCGGAUUGAUUAUAGAGAAAGGUACGCAGAUUAUCAUAUCGCACGAUGCACUUCACAAAGACCCAAAGUAUUUCCCAAAUCCCGAAGUAUUCGAUCCUGAACGGUUUAGUGAAUCCAAUGUUCACUCAUUAAAUAGCUACACCUACUUACCUUUCGGAAAGGGUUCACGGAACUGUAUAGGUGAAAGAUUUGCUCUUUUGACGGCAAAAGUGGGUAUAAUUUACGCACUUACCAAGUUUAUGGUGCAUACAAACUCUAAUACAACGGAUCCCAUGGAAUUUAGUCGUUCUCUCUUCCUAACGGCCAAGCAUGGAGUAAACCUGACUUUCACGAGAAUUUAAACUAUAGUUUUUUGACAAGUUUUCAAUAAGGGACACAUGUGCAUUCAAUGACUGCAUAAAAUGUGGACAAUAUACGAUUUCUUUUUUAGUGCAACUUGAUAAACUUGAAAGUUGGGAUGUCCUGAACUUUACUUGGAAUUAUGGUUUGCUAGCUUAUCCUUUACUAAAUGUUUUACCUUUUUUUGAGUCUUCCCUUUGUCUUUCUUUCACUCUGAAUUACUACACAAUUUCUAAAAAUUUUUCAAAUUUGAAACAUUACACAUACAAACACCUAAACAAUUUUUUAUUUCCCACUUUGGUACCAGAUAAAAUGAGCAAGAAAAUAAACCUUUGAAUUUGGGUAAAUUGUUGUGUUGAAAUUGUGGAAUAAAGAUUCUUGAACAAAACAAACCUUAAAUCUACACCAAAUUCAGUAAGCUCUUCAAAUUGCAAAUUAGAUUUAAUAACAGAAAUUUAAACAUUGGUUGAAUCCUUUAAGCCCAAUUACUUAAAGCUCUAUGUUAAUUAUUAACCUUAUACAAUUUCUUUGUACAUUAAAGAUACUCAAUAUUUAUUUUGAAUGCUUAAACAGAAAUAAAUAGAACUAACCUUGGA